ACUUCCGGUUUCUUUAAAAAAAAACACGAUGGAAGACCUGAGCACUUUGAAGGUAGUUGAAUUGAAAGAAAAAUUGAAAGAAAAAGGUUUGACUGUAUCUGGGUCUAAACCAGAGUUAUUGAAGAGAUUAAAAGAUGCCAUGGAAUUAGAAGAAACAGCAGAGCUAGAAGAAACUGAAGAAGUGGUAGAACAGGUGGUUCUCCAAGAAGAGGAGGAGGAAGAGGAGGUAGAUGAUGAUAUGACCUUGACAGAGGACAAAUUAGAGAUAACUGAAUCUAAAACAGUUCCUGUGAGUUCAAGUAAGGAAUCCAUAGAAAAUGGUAAACCAAAGAAGAUCUCUUUAUCAGGAUUUUCAGAUGCAGAGAGGUUAAAAAGUAGAGCAGAAAAAUUUGGUGCUGUUAGUUCUGAAGCAAAGAAACAACUAAGAGCAGAAAGAUUUGGUUUGUCAGAAAAAUCUUCAAACAUAUCAUCAGCAAAAAUCUCAGGAGAUGUAUCAGCAGAUGCAGAUAAAUUAAAACAAAGAGCAGAAAGAUUUGGUGUAGUUUCUCCUGUUUUAUCUAAGGUAGCUGAUGUAGAGAAAUUAAAACAGAGAGCUGAAAGAUUUGGUGGAUCUGUAGCACCAGCCUUAAGUAAAAGUGAAGAUCAAGAGAAGAUAUUAAAGAGAAAAGAAAGAUUUGGUGCUAUUAGUACUGUAGCUGUCAGUUCUGAAGUGGAGGCAAAGAAAUCUAAAAGAGCAGAAAGAUUUGGACUAACAUAGAGGCCAAGAAACAUUUCAACAUUGACACUGCCAUUUAGAUCAUUUUAUAAUACAAAGAUCCCACACAAAAUAUUUCAUAUUUGUACAUAGAUUAGUCAUGAAUUGAAACAUUGUUCAUCUGAGUUAUUUGUUUUCAAACAAUCUGAGUAUAUUGUUUAAUCAAAUACUACUUUUUUAUUACACCUUGGAUUUAGCACAUAUAAUUUACUCAUUGUCUGUUCUGUCUUGUUGAAAUAUAACUGAUGUCUAUUAUAUUUUCUGCUGCCCACAAAUAAUAACUGAUUUUUGUAGUUUAUUUGCAUAAUGAUGAUUUAUAUUCAGUAUUCAUUUCAUUUUGGUUUACAUGCUUUGACAAAAUUAAAACCCAUCUAUUUAGAAAAUCUCUUGAAAAUUACACAUGCCAACAUGGUUUUCUUUUUUAUCAGAGUCUCCAGAUGUUGAACUUAUUGUUCUUAUGAGAAGUAUACCAAUGUUUAAUUCAAAUAAGAGAACAAGAUUGGGAUUUUUUUAUUUAGUGUAUUGAGGGAGAAUUGGCAUCUGUUCAUAUCUUAUUUGCUGCAGGCGAGGGCAUUUGUAUUGUAGAGAAACUCAUUUUGUAUUUAUAACCUUAAAGUUGAAAUUCACAUGUUAAUGACAUCAUGAUAUUAAAAACUAAAAAAUGGCUUAAGUUUGCUUUGAAUUUUAAAACUAUGGAACAUUAUUAUCUAACAUAAAAAAACAGGUUAUGAAUGAUUUUCACUUUCUGGAUUAUAAGUAGUUUGCUUGGAUUGAAUGUAAAUCAGACAAACUACUAUCACUUGUAUUCAUUGUAGUGUAGAUUGUUUCUGCAUUAAGGAUUCUGAAUUGUUUUGAUUUGUCAUAGUAUCAAAACCAGACCUUUGAGUCACUGGUCUCUGUCUGUUUCUCUGUUUUCUCUUUCCACUAUGUAGUUAACACCUAAAUAAUUUAUGAAAGGUGAAUGAUCUACCAUAUAAAAAUAAGGAGAUGUGGUAUGAUAGAAAGAAAACAGAAUUACUGAAGAAGGCCACUGACUGAAAUGUCUGAAAAAUGGUUUCUACACUACAAUAAUGUUUUUUUAUUUUAUAAAUUUGUACAAAUGAAUCAUUCAACAGGGGAAAUUAAUUCAUGUGCAUUGAUAAAAGGCUAAGAUCUCUGAAGCAGACUAUUUCCCAUCACAGUAAUUGUGCCUUUCUGAAUACAAGAUUAUAAAAUGCA
Messenger RNA from Mytilus californianus (California mussel), 1972 nucleotides. RefSeq names its product SAP domain-containing ribonucleoprotein-like. The coding region runs from base 29 to 757 and encodes 242 amino acids. Gene Ontology annotation, biological process: poly(A)+ mRNA export from nucleus. The record is from RefSeq and is a predicted model, not a curated record. Gene Ontology annotation, cellular component: nucleus. Lineage: Eukaryota; Metazoa; Mollusca; Bivalvia; Mytilida; Mytilidae. The transcript has 11 exons.